Molecule: messenger RNA, 2184 nt
Organism: Arabis nemorensis
Lineage: Eukaryota; Viridiplantae; Streptophyta; Magnoliopsida; Brassicales; Brassicaceae
Source: the annotation of a GenBank genome assembly
AUGACGGCGAAGAGAAACCGUAAGAAGCCCCGUGCUUCCAAGGUCUCAGAUUCCGACAACUUAUUCCGAUCCAUUGCUUCAGCGAUUGCAUCCCCUCAGGUUUCUAAGCAGCCAAUUCUGAAACGAUUGGUGUACCUUCUGGGUCAUUUAUCAUUAACUCAACCGUUAAUUUGGGAGAAUUGUGACGGCGCUUCACAUUCUUGGGAAAUCAAGUUUAUUGGAGAGCAAGUGGAAGUGAUCAAUUUCGAGGAUGUUUGUAACCUCUCUGCUAUUUUGUUCACAGAGCUUGAUAAGAGUUUCGAGAACCUGUUCUCAGCUUUAUUCAAACACAAGGCUGAAACUUGUCCCACGUUUGCAAAUGCAGAAGAGAGUGUUGAAUUAGCCACUCUAUUCUUAAGAUGUUGUUUAAAGGUCAUGGCUUUACUUAUGCCCAAACAAGAUCUCGUUCUGGAGAAAUCCCAAACUCUUCUCUCAAUCCUCAGUCGAUUGAUUCGUGCAAAGAAUGAGGAUUGUUCUUUUGUAUUCACGCAUGACAGACUUUUAGAUCCCCGCUAUACAUUUCUUUGUACAGGACUUGAGGUUUUCAUUGACGAGAUUUUGGUGAGUAAGUCAAUCAGGGAUCUGCUUUUCCUAGUCGAUUCUGCAUUCUCCUCAUGUAGACUGUUUAGUAAUCAUGAUACGGCAAGAGUGAUGGAAUUGGUUUCUGCUCAUUUUAUCUUCUCAAUGUCUGAUGAGAAAGUGCAUAAAAUGUAUGUUGAGGGAUUAUCCUGGAAGCAAGUUCAUGCGGGUAGAACGCCUCAAAUAAGCUUCAAUGCUGCUGCGUCCUUGCUGUCAAACCCUGUGAUGUUAUCUGCACCAAGAAUGAUUCAUGCCUAUGUGGGUUUAUUGGUUUCUGAUGCCAUCAGUAUUUGUUCACCUCCAUGUGUUAAGGAAUUAGACCUUCAGCUUAUUGAUCGCUAUAUUGAUGCAUUUGAAAAGUCUGUUGUUUUAUUCACAUGGCACAUGUGUAAGGGUGAGAAUGCCUCAUCUGGGAGAUUUGGUGUUUCGACGAGUAGCUCUUGGGUGGCUUUUGAACAUCUUCUUUUGCCUUCAACACUGGAGAAAGUUAAUCAUCUCACACUGAAGCUAAAGGAUUCAUGGAGUUCAUAUCAAAUUAACAAUGUCAAGAGAAAACAUGAUGAGCUGGUAUCUUAUUCUGUUGCAUACGCAAAGGUCAGCUUAUAUGUAUUUGAAAGCUCCUGCUCUCAAAAUAUGUUGUCGCAGACCUUAUCAAUUCUUGCUUCUGUGAUACUUAGAGCUAGUUCUGAUGAUGUCAUGGAUACUGUUUUGGAAAAGUACAACGCAUGUAGUAUUGAGGAUCUAUAUCUGCUUUCAUCCACACUGAAAUUGAUGAGUUGUUCGAUGUUACAAGCCAUCCGGGCUCUGAGGGAUUGGAACUUGCAUCCAUCUGAAGCUGUAGGAGAUGUUCGAGAUUGCAAGGAAUACAAAGCCAUGAUGGAUAUUGUUCAACGUUUUGAACAGUUCAGUGUUCAUUUGCCCAGUCAAAGUUUCCUCUGCGAUAAAAUGGAAUCUCAUCCUCACAGACAUGUGAAAUCUAAGUGGAUGCUUAUGCAUUUUUUGGGCUUACUGUCUAUAAGCUUUGCACUGAAGCUUGACUUUCUUGUGAAGGACUCCAUUUUUGGAAUGGUGGUAUCUUUAUAUUUAUUUAUCCUAGAAGGGGGUGACUUGGAAGCACUUGAGGGUUCAGUUUGUCACUCAGAAAAUCAGUCAUCGUCCGUACCAUCCAGUGGUUCCAAAGACUCGGCAGCUUCAGGUAAAGCUGAGGAGACUGCAGUAGAUAAGAAACGGAGCGGGGCGAUUGCUUUGAAGUUUCAAAAAACCCGAACUUUGUACUUGGGGAAGUUGUCUAAAGCAAAAGAUCAAGAGGAAGGUUCGGAUUCAGGAAUUGGUGUAGAAGAGGAAAGCUGCAAUGGGGAGAGUUUUCUAUGGUGUUUGACCGAGAAACGCAGUGACGUGGAUGACUUGGCAGAUUUCAUAGCUUGUGAGCCCGGUAAGAAUUACUCUGAUUGGCUAAAAGGGAGAGAACGGUUUCGGAGUCAACGGUGGAAGUCGAACAAGAUUGCUAUUAUAAGGUGGAACAAGAAGAAAAAAGCUUGGAGAGAGAAUAGAAGAAAGAUUGUUUAA